GUACAGGGUGAUAACACAUUGACGGGCUGAGUUGCUGCCAUAAGCUUUGCACUUAAAAGAAACAAUGCAACUCGCUUCCAGGGCCCUAGCGGCUUCCGCCGCGGCCCUCUCGGCCCCUCGGGCUGCGAAAUGUGCAGUUCCGGCACCGGUUGCCGUUUCAGCGUCUCGUAGCAAGGCUGUUGCGCCCACCCGCCGCAGCCAGGGUCCGGGACGCCAGGUCUCCGUUAAGGUCGCUGCACCCGAGUCCCCCGCCUCGUCGGGUGAGGUGAUUGUCAACUUUGACAACACCACGGACUCUGGCUACACAGUCAUCAGCGUGCAGGCGAACAACAAGCCGGGUCUGCUGACCUCUAUCACGGCCCUCUUCCGCGACCUGGGCGUGGACGUGGGUAAGGCCGUUGUGGAGGGCGACGAGGACAGGAUCAAUGACAAGUUCUACGUCCGGUCGCUGUCUGGCGGAAAGCUGUCGGAGGACAAGGCGGCUGACUGCGUCAAGGCCCUCGAUGUGCUGCUGCGCUCGAAGCCCACCGGCACUGAGGCUACCCGCCCCAAGUUUGAGAACACCGCUGCCACAGGUGGCACGGGCAAGGCGCGCCUGUACACGUUGAUGGACACAUACAUGAAGAACGACGUGCUGAGCAUCCAGGAGGACAUCGUCAACCACGUGGAGUACACGCUGGCCCGCUCCCGCGUCAACUUUGACAACUUCGAGGCCUACCAGGCCACCUCGUUCUCGCUGCGCGACCGCCUGAUCGAGCGCUGGAACGACACGCAGACCUGGUUCAAGGAGAAGGACCCCAAGCGCGUCUACUACUUGUCCAUGGAGUUCCUGAUGGGCCGCUCGCUGCUCAACACCCUGUACAACCUGGACAUCAAGGAGUCGUACCAGGAGGCGCUGGCGGAGCUGGGCUACGACCUGGAGACGCUGGCGGACCUGGAGCGCGACGCCGCGCUGGGCAACGGCGGCCUGGGCCGCCUGGCCGCCUGCUUCCUGGACUCCAUGGCCACGCUCAACCUGCCCGCCUGGGGCUACGGCAUCCGCUACCAGUACGGCAUGUUCCGCCAGACCAUCCAGAACGGCUUCCAGCACGAGCAGCCCGACUACUGGCUGACGUUCGGCAACCCCUGGGAGAUUGAGCGCCUGAUCGUGUCGUACCCCAUCAAGUUCUACGGCCACGUGUCGGUCGUGAACGAGGACGGCCGCCAGCUGUUCCGCUGGAACGCCGGCGAGACGGUCACGGCUGUGGCGUACGACAACCCCAUCCCCGGCUUCGGCACCCGCAACUGCAUCAACCUGCGCCUGUGGGCCGCCAAGCCCUCGAAGGAGUUUGACCUGGAGGCCUUCAACACCGGCGACUACGUUGCCGCCAUCCUGAGCAAGCAGCGCGCCGAGACGCUGUCAUCGGUGCUGUACCCCGAUGACCGCACCUACGAGGGCAAGGAGCUGCGCCUCAAGCAGCAGCACUUCUUCGUGUCCGCCACCAUCCAGGACUGCGUGCGCCGCUACCGCGACGCGCACCCCAACGACUGGGAGCAGUUCCCGGAGAAGGUGGCGUUCCAGCUGAACGACACGCACCCCACCAUCGCGGUGGCGGAGCUGAUGCGCGUGCUCAUGGACGACCACAAGCUGGGCUGGACCAAGAGCUGGGACAUCUGCAACAAGGUGUUCGCCUUCACCAACCACACGGUGCUGCCCGAGGCGCUGGAGCGCUGGCCCGUGGCGCUGAUCGAGAAGCUGCUGCCGCGCCACAUGCAGAUCAUCUACGACAUCAACUGGCGCUUCCUGCAGACGGUGCGCAACAAGUUCGGUGACGACUGGGAGCGCAUCAGCCGCAUGUCCGUCAUCGAGGAGCAGCCCAACGGCGAGAAGAUGGUGCGCAUGGCGUUCAUGGCUGUGGUGGCCUCGCACACCGUCAACGGCGUGGCGGCCAUCCACUCGGAGAUCAUCAAGGAGACCAUCUUCAAGGACUUCUACGAGCUGUGGCCCAACAAGUUCCAGAACAAGACCAACGGUGUGACGCAGCGCCGCUGGCUGGCGUUCUGCAACCCGCCGCUGCGGCAGCUGAUCACCAAGAAGCUGGGCAACGACGACUGGAUCCUGCACCUGGACAACCUGCGCGAGCUGCGCAAGUACGCCAACGACCCCGAGUUCCAGACCGAGUGGCGCGGCGUCAAGUCGGAGGCCAAGAAGAAGGCCGCCGCGCUCAUCCACCGCCUCACGGGCGUGCGCGUGAGCACCGACGCCAUGUUUGACAUCCAGAUCAAGCGCAUCCACGAGUACAAGCGCCAGCUGCUCAACGUGCUGGGCAUCAUCUACCGCUACGACCAGAUCAAGAAGAUGACGCCGCAGCAGCGCAAGAGCGUGGUGCCGCGCGUGUGCGUCAUCGGCGGCAAGGCGGCGCCCGGCUACGAGAUGGCCAAGCGCAUCAUCAAGCUCAUCUGCGCCGUGGGCGACAAGAUCAACCAGGACCCCGACAUGGGCGACCUGCUCAAGCUGGUGUUCCUGCCCGACUACAACGUGUCCAGCGCCGAGGUCAUCAUCCCCGCCACCGAGCUGUCGCAGCACAUCUCCACCGCGGGCACGGAGGCGUCGGGCACGUCCAACAUGAAGUUCACCAUGAACGGCUCGCUCAUCAUCGGCACCCUGGACGGAGCCAACGUGGAGAUCGCGGAGGAGAUCGGCGACGAGAACAUCUUCAUCUUCGGCGCCAAGGCGCACGAGGUGGCGCGGCUGCGCGCGGAGCGCCGCAACCUGCACGUGGACGAGCGCUUCAACCACGUGGUCAACAUGAUCCGCACCGGCCACUUCGGCUGGGAGGAUUACUUUGGCCCCGUGGUGGACGCCAUCACCACCGGCGGCGACUACUACCUGGUGGCCAACGACUUCCCCGGCUACCUGGAGACGCAGUUCCGCGCGGACGAGGUGUACAAGAACCAGACGGAGUGGACGCGCAUGUCCAUCAUGGCCACCGCCGGCGGCGGCAAGUUUUCCACGGACCGCACCAUUGCCGAGUACGCGCGCGACAUUUGGCACGCCGAGCCCUGCCAGGUGCCGCAGCCCGAGGCCAAGUCCAAGUCCAAGCCCGCCUCCUCGUAAAGCGGAGGUGUGGUGGGCGAAGGCGGGGCUGCACGGCGCGGUGGCGGCGGCGGCGGCGGACACGAGGCAGCGGCGCGGGCACAUGGCGGUGGCAGUGGCGGCAGGGCGCGUCCGUUGGCACCGUGGCGGCGGCGGCCGCCGCGCUGCGUGCAAGUGUGUGCGGCGAAGAGGCGCAGCGGCUGGAAGAGGGCCGCUGGUGACUGGUGUGUGGCAGGGGAGGCGGGGGCGGUAGAGACCCCAGGCGCUGGCGCUAGGGGGGUGCCUUGACAGGCCGACAUACUCAGUACUGAUGCAGCAAGCACCUAAAACGUAUUGAUUCGAUUGAUAGACAGGACAGGGCAACGCCCGGGGAGUCACAUGGGCCCCCCGCGAUCGCCGCGCCACGGCUUGGUAUCUAAGAGGCACAGCAGUCUGCUCCUGCUUCGUAUGAAGGGUUGCGGCCAGGAGCGGCGCCUGCGUGAUCGGCGCACGCUGUGGGUGCGGGCACCCUGCCGCCGGGACCGCUUCACACGGGACCCCGGCGGCCGGGAGCGCUCUCGCACCGCGCGUGCCUGCCUGCUGUUGCAGUGCAUGAAGAGAUCUGACGUGGGCAUAUAGACGAAGAAGAAGCGGGCUGGGCGGCGGCAUGUGGUCUGUGUGCUGGGCGCCGCAGGGCGGGCAGGCGCGGGAGGUGGCGCCGCAAGUAUGUGUAGGACACACGGAGGAUGCAACGGGCGUGCUGCCUGUCGGGGUUAGGUCCGUGCAGUGGUUGGUGCGCAGUGGCUGCGGCGCACCAUCACUGAUUCUUUACCAGAAUGACGUUCGGGAUGGGCAAUAGGAACGCUGCUACGAUACGACGUGGAUGGUUAAUUUCAAGGGUGCACCUGACCGGUAUUAUGAGGGUUGGCAGUUGCCCGUAUUUGUUGAGGGCCCGGUUGCAACAAAUUGUUGCAGCGUGGGGCUUGGUGCGGGCCUGGCCGGACCAGGCGGACGAGCAGGAGAAGCCGCAUGGCAAAAUAAUGGAUGGGUCAAUGGAAAUGGCAAAUGACCACACGGGUUCGCCCAAACGCGCCCUCCACAUGGCGGGGCCGUUGGGGAAACCCGGAUGCUGUGAAGACAGGAUUCCGCUGGAAGCGCUUCUCCGUCC
Chlamydomonas reinhardtii is the source of this 4223-nucleotide messenger RNA. RefSeq lists its product as uncharacterized. The transcript has 19 exons. The record is from RefSeq and is a predicted model, not a curated record. Lineage: Eukaryota; Viridiplantae; Chlorophyta; Chlorophyceae; Chlamydomonadales; Chlamydomonadaceae. Gene Ontology annotation, molecular function: glycogen phosphorylase activity; pyridoxal phosphate binding. The coding region runs from base 65 to 3097 and encodes 1010 amino acids. Gene Ontology annotation, cellular component: cytoplasm. Gene Ontology annotation, biological process: glycogen catabolic process.